Octodon degus (degu) is the source of this 8852-nucleotide messenger RNA. RefSeq names its product diaphanous related formin 2 (gene Diaph2). Gene Ontology annotation, molecular function: actin binding; small GTPase binding; microtubule binding. The record is from RefSeq and is a predicted model, not a curated record. NCBI's taxonomy places the organism in Eukaryota, Metazoa, Chordata, Mammalia, Rodentia, Octodontidae. Bases 291 to 3617 code for a protein of 1108 amino acids. Gene Ontology annotation, biological process: actin filament polymerization; actin cytoskeleton organization. The transcript has 28 exons. Gene Ontology annotation, cellular component: actin filament; cytoplasm.
GAGAUAGUCACCUAGUUUCCCUCUACCCUAAACACCGCCCCGGGGCGGCGGCGACCGUGGUAAUUGCAGCUGUUUGGGGCAGGGCUUGCCCCAGCGCCGAGUAGUGGCCACACGGAGGUUGUCGGGACUGCUGAGGAGCCGGUGGCUUGAGUUCGGCCGCUUCCUGGCAGGCACACUCUCCCUAAGGAAGCCGCGCUGCCGAAUCGGUGCGGGCAGCCUGAGCACCCCAGGGGCUUCUUCAGCGGAGGAGAGGUGGGGUUACAGGGCACAGGUGACAGGGCCCGAGAAAGAUGGAGCAGUCCGGGGCGGCGGCGUCGGGAGCGGGAGGCGGCGGCGAGGAGCCCGGCGGGGGCCGGAGCAACAAGCGGAGCAUGGGAAACCGGGCCUCCAACGAAGAGGAAACGAAAAACAAACCCAAAUUGAACAUUCAAAUAAAAACUUUGGCAGAUGAUGUGCGUGAUCGAAUUACAAGUUUUAGAAAAUCUACAGUCAAAAAAGAAAAACCUCUUAUUCAACAUCCUAUUGAUUCUCAAGUCGCGAUGAGUGAGUUUCCAGCAGCUCAGCCAUUAUAUGAUGAGCGAUCUUUGAAUUUGUCGGAAAAAGAAGUACUGGAUCUCUUUGAAAAAAUGAUGGAGGACAUGAACCUUAAUGAAGAAAAGAAAGCUCCUUUACGGAACAAAGAUUUUACCACCAAGCGCGAGAUGGUUGUCCAGUAUAUUUCUGCUACUGCAAAAUCUAUAGUUGGAAGUAAAGUUACGGGUGGGCUGAAAAACAGCAAACAUGAAUGUACCCUGUCUUCACAAGAAUAUGUUCAUGAAUUACGAUCUGGUAUUUCAGAUGAGAAACUUCUUAACUGCCUAGAAUCUCUGAGAGUUUCUUUAACGAGUAAUCCUGUCAGCUGGGUUAACAACUUUGGCCAUGAAGGUCUUGGACUGCUACUGGAUGUGCUGGAAAAGCUUCUGGACAAAAAACAGCAAGAAAAUAUUGACAAGAAGAAUCAAUAUAAACUAAUUCAGUGCCUCAAAGCAUUUAUGAAUAAUAAGUUUGGAUUGCAAAGAAUUCUAGGAGAUGAAAGAAGUCUUUUACUACUGGCAAGAGCAAUUGAUCCCAAACAACCCAACAUGAUGACUGAAAUAGUAAAAAUACUUUCUGCUAUUUGCAUUGUCGGAGAAGAGAACAUUCUGGAUAAACUUUUAGGAGCUAUAACUACUGCAGCAGAAAGAAAUAACAGGGAGCGAUUUUCACCAAUUGUGGAAGGAUUAGAAAAUCAUGAAGCCUUGCAAUUGCAGGUAGCCUGCAUGCAGUUUAUAAAUGCCCUUGUCACUUCUCCAUAUGAACUUGAUUUUCGAAUACAUUUGCGGAAUGAAUUUCUUCGUUCUGGACUAAAAACAAUGUUACCAGACCUAAAAGAAAAAGAGAAUGAUGAGCUUGAUAUUCAGUUGAAAGUAUUUGAUGAGAACAAAGAAGAUGACCUAAAUGAAUUGUCUCAUCGUCUGAAUGAUAUUCGAGCAGAAAUGGAUGAUAUGAAUGAAGUGUACCAUCUUCUUUAUAAUAUGUUGAAAGACACUGCUGCUGAAUCUUAUUUAUUAUCCAUUCUACAACAUUUUUUGCUUAUCAGAAAUGACUAUUAUAUCAGGCCACAGUAUUACAAGAUAAUUGAAGAAUGUGUUUCACAGAUAGUGCUGCACUGCAGUGGUAUGGACCCAGACUUCAAGUAUAGGCAAAGAUUAGACAUUGAUUUUACUCAUCUGAUAGAUUCUUGUGUGAACAAGGCAAAAGUUGAAGAAAGUGAACAGAAAGCAGUGGAAUUUUCAAAGAAGUUCGAUGAAGAAUUCACAGCUCGGCAGGAAGCUCAAGCUGAGCUUCAAAAAAGAGAAGAAAAAAUCAAAGAACUUGAAACAGAAAUCCAGCAACUCCGGACCCAGGGACAUGGAACCUCAGGGUCAGUAGGACCUCCAGGCCCUCCUCCACCACCUUCGAUGCCAGGUGUUGGGCCACCUCCGCCACCACCUCCGCCACCACCUCCCCUGCCUGGAGUUCCUCCACCUCCACCACCUCCAUUACAUGGAGCAGGACCAGUACCGCCACCCCCACCCCCACCACCUUUGUCUGGGGGGCCUCCUUUACCACCGCCCCUUGGAGGAGUUCCUUUACCCCCAGGAGCACCGCCUGAUCUUCCCUAUGGAAUGAAGCAGAAAAAACUAUAUAAACCUGAAGUGUCCAUGAAGAGAAUCAACUGGUCCAAGAUUGAACCAAAGGAAUUGUCUGAGAACUGUUUCUGGUUAAAAGUGAAAGAAGAAAAGUUUGAGAAUCCAGAUCUCUUUGCAAAACUGACACUGAAUUUUGCUACCCAGAUGAAAGUUCAAAAAACUGCAGAUACUUCAGAAGAAAAGAAGACUGUACCUGCAAAGAAGAAAGUAAAAGAAUUGAGAGUUUUGGAUCCCAAAACAGCUCAGAAUCUCUCUAUCUUCUUGGGAUCAUAUCGCAUGCCAUAUGAAGACAUAAAAAACAUCAUUUUGGAGGUUAAUGAGGACCUGCUAAGUGAGGCCUUAAUUCAAAACCUUAUAAAACAUCUUCCUGAGCAGAAGGUACUCAAUGAAUUGGCACAGUUUAAGAAUGAAUACGAUGACCUUUGUGAACCUGAGCAGUUUGGAGUUGUGAUGAGCUCAGUGAAAAUGUUACGGCCUCGUCUCAAUAGCAUUCUUUUCAAGCUCACGUUUGAAGAACACGUAAACAACAUCAAACCAAGCAUCAUAGCAGUAACUCUGGCUUGUGAAGAACUGAAGAAAAGUGAAAGCUUUAACCGACUUUUAGAGUUAGUUCUUUUGGUUGGAAACUACAUGAACUCAGGCUCAAGAAAUGCCCAGUCUUUGGGCUUUAAGAUCAACUUCCUUUGUAAGAUCAAAGAUACUAAAUCAGCAGAUCAAAAGACAACGCUUUUGCAUUUUAUUGCUGAAAUUUGUGAAGAAAAACACCGAGAUAUCCUGAAAUUUCCUGAAGAACUAGAACAUGUAGAAAGUGCAAGCAAAGUUUCAGCUCAAAUCCUCAAGAGCAACCUUGCAACCAUGGAACAGCAAAUUGUUCAUCUGGAACAUGACAUCAAGAAAUUCCCACAAGCAGAAAAUCAACACGAUAAGUUUGUGGAAAAGAUGACAAGCUUUACAAAGAGUGCCAGAGACCAAUAUGAAAAACUGUCCACCAUGCACAACAACAUGAUCAAGCUGUAUGAGAAUCUUGGAGAAUACUUCAUAUUUGACUCUAAGACAGUAAGCAUAGAAGAAUUUUUUGGUGAUCUCAGCAACUUCCGAACUCUGUUUCUGGAAGCCGUAAAAGAAAAUAAUAAGAGAAGAGAAAUGGAAGAGAAAACUAGGAGGGCAAAGCUUGCCAAAGAGAAAGCUGAACAGGAAAAGUUAGAACGUCAGAAGAAAAAGAAGCAACUCAUUGAUAUAAACAAAGAAGGUGAUGAAACUGGCGUGAUGGAUAAUCUCCUAGAAGCCCUACAGUCCGGUGCAGCCUUCCGAGACCGAAGAAAGCGGAUUCCACGGAAUCCAGAUAACAGACGAGUACCUUUAGAAAGGUCACGCUCACGCCACAAUGGAGCUAUCUCAUCUAAGUGAAUCCUAAUGCCAAAGAAUAUGAAAACAUUUAAACAAAAUCAUACACUUUUAGAAGAACAAAAUAUGCACUCAAGGGAUGGAAAUAAGUAUAUUUCUGCAAAGGUCAAGCUCAACUGGAUGAAGUAAUGUGCAUUUGUAAAACUGUUGCAAGAUUCCUCUCAAGAUUAUACUAAUCAGGAUAUGGUUGUCAAGAUUAUAAAAUGUUUGUUCCACUUUUGUGUAAAGAAGUGUAUUAUUUAUUGUUGUGUGUGACCUGAUUCUUAAGAUGCAAGUGUAAGAAACUGAGUGGGUUCUAAGGCUUUCAAACAUAUAAUCUGUAAAAAUUUGAUAUCUUAAAUUUCUAGGUCACUCCCAUGAAAACAAAAAAGAAGAUAAAGAGUAGACAGCAAGAAUUAUUCAGUAUCUGCUUCCAAACGUUAUUGUAUAUAAAAACAAAAGUGAAAGAAACAUGUGCUUGUCAAUGAUAUGGGAAUGUGCUACUAUUGCUUACAUUGCAAGAGAAGCCAUUUUGAAAAUUUUCUUAAGUACUAUUCCACUCCAGUCCAGAUAUAUAGAGUUUUAUCUCGAGUGAAAGCUGAUAGAUUUAUCUGCUUUGGCUGAUGUUACACUUAUCAUUAGUCCAGCAUUUCAGAAUGAUAUUGCAGACACUUCUCAUUGCUAAAAAUAAACCAAAGUUUAGCAGAAUCAGUUAGGGAAAAUGACUUAAAAUUUAUUUAAAGAGAUAUUUUCUAAUUAUGCAUAGAUAUCUACUUUAUACAAAUACUUUAUAUGGCUAUUUUUGAGAAAAAAAUCCCACAUUUUAAUGCAUAUGCUAAGAAUGGACCUGAGCACUCUAUUAUCUUUACAUCACUUUCAAAGGCAAAUACUAUUUCCUAUUCUGUGAUUUAUUUCUUCUCUGUGUUGCUUCUUUCUUCCUUGACCCUCUUGAAGGCAGGGACUAGAGUUCUACAAGACCCAAAAGAGCUUUUUUUCUGCAGGAGGCAGCAGAAAACUGUUGAAAAGGUCAAUUUUUUAUGUCCCUUCUUACUCCCUUUUCCAAUUGCAGUUUGGUGUUCUAAAGAAGAAAAGGAAAUCAUAUAUAGAUCCCAGCAACGAAGUGAGCUUCUUAAUCAUCAUCAUACUUACUUCUACAUUAACACAUUUAAAUGAUGCUUACCAAAUCUAGGAAGAAAAAUAAGCUAUUUAUAUUUUUCUUAAAUAGAUGAGAGAGUAAAAGUUAUACUUAACUUGUCUAUUACUUUAAAAUAUGCAUUGAAAUAAUUGGUAUAACUUCUCUGGAGUGCAAUUUCAAGACUAAUUCAUGCAGAUGAUUGUGAUUACUAUAAAAUAUUUCUUAUAUGUACAUUUCUUAGGUAUAAAGCAUAUUCCACUCCUCCAAAGCAUGUUAUUCAGAGCAAAGCAUUCAGAGCAUAGACACACAGGAUUGGCUUGGUACGUCGUCUUAUUGAAUAAAGUAAAUAAGGGUUAGCUAGUUCACAGAUUCCUUUAUAUAGAUGUACACUAAUUUCAACAGCUACCUUUUUUCCCAGUGAAUUAUUACUUGGUUAUUACAUUUCAAAUGUUCUGAGGAUGCUACAGUAGAGAAAUUUUAAAAAGUAACAACAUGUGAAAUUUCUAUUUUUCCUAUCUUAAAACAUGUACAUGUGCACACAAACAUAUUUAAGAACAUAUCCAUUUCACAUACUUUUUAGGAACAAUGAGAAAAAUGUAGGUCCUACUAAUUUGUGCAAAUAACUACUGUGUAUGUUUUUGACUUCAUAGUCUUUUCUAAAUUUUCAUGUUAUAUCUUUUUGAUAGCUUUUCAGUCUGUAGGAAAAUGGCUAUGAAAUAUAAAUCCUCACUGAAAUUUGGGGCAUUUUCCAUGCCAUAUUACUAAGCUGGUCAAGGUACAAAAACUGAUGUGUAUCACCUUUUCUAUAUGUGAACUUGCCUUGUUUUCUAGUUUGCAAGCAAGAAUGUAUGAAAAACUACAUUGCUACAUUAUAUAUUUGUUUUUAAAAUAAUCUCACAUGCCUUUCACACAUAUUAGAAACCCUUCCGUAAUCCAAUAAUUAAGUUAAAGGAUUUAUGUAUCAGAUUUAUGAUGGUGCUGUUCUAGCUACUUGGAAGUUUUGUUUUAUAUAGAAAUGCAUGACCAAAAAGGGUACAUAGUGACAUAUUUAGUACAGAAUGAAAUUAUACUAAACUCUUGUUUAUUACUGCCACACAUAAGCAGUACCAUUUUUGCAGAUUUUCUUUGAAAUGUUAAAAAAACACAAAGCCUUUAAAACUUUAACUAGUUGCAUUGAUUUCAUUUGGCUGCUAUAAUGACCUAAGCUUGGUGGCUUAAUGCAACUGCAAAUCUCUCACAGUUCUGGAGGUCAGCAGCUUGAAAUCUAGGUUCCACCAGGCAGGGCCCACUUCAGAUGCUCUAGUGGACAAUCAUUCCUCGCCUCUUCUAGCUUCUGGUGGCUGUUAUUCCUUAGCUUCUGUCCACAUUUCUCUGUGCUAAUCUUCACAACACCUUAUGUUUUGAGUACCUAAUCUCUCUCUGCCUCUCAUAUAAGAAUACUUAUGUUGACAUUGAGGGACCACCCAAUUAAUCUCAUCUCACAAUCUUAAACUUCGUUAGUUCUGUAAGACUCUUUCACAAUACAGUAAUAUUUACAGCUUCAAUGGAUUGUGUUGUUGACAAACCUCUGACCCUGCCCCUAAGUUUCAGUCUCUCCCAUGUGUGAACACAAUCACCCCAUCUUAAUAUUUCUAAGCUUCAACCUACUACAACAUCAACUCUUUUUGCUUUAUUUUUUGAGAAAGGAUCUUGCUGUGUAGUCAGGGCUGGCCUUAAAAUCACAGUGAUCCUCCUACCUCAGCCUUUUGAGUAUUGGAGUUAGACAUGACCAUCACAUCUGCCACAUCAACACUUAAAUCUAAUAUCCAAAUUUUAUCCAAAUAUCAUUUGGAAAUUCUCAAAUCCCAUCACCUAAGUUAAGCAUGAGUAAAAUUCUGGCUAUGAACCAUCCUAGGGCAAUAUUCCUUUCCAUGUGUGAACAAGUAUAGUAAAGCAAAUUUUUUUUUCUACAAGCAAUAGUGAAAUUGGCAUGGAAUAACUAGAGAAAUUUCUAUUCCAAAAGGAAGAGAGUGGAAACCAGAAAGAAGUCACAUGUCCCACUCAUUUUCAAGAAACAGCCAAACAAAUGCUCCUUAGGUUUCAGGGCCUGGCUAUAGUCUGCUGUGUUUUGGGGGUCCCAUCUUCUGGGUCUGUGUAGCUCUUCUCUCUUGGAUCAUGGAUUGGGCCCGUGCCUCUAUACUUGUGGCACAUACUUCCUCUGCUCUCAUGCUGAAGUAUUUGUCUUUGUACCUAUACCUGCGGCCUUGGAGUGAUCCUUCUUUUGCAGCCUAGUUGUUUUAUCAAUGUAUUUUCUGCCUAUAGAAUUGCAGUGGUCUUACAGUCUGCUUCUGUUUUGUCUGCUUUCUGUGUUUUUCAGGACAUGCUGGAGGUGUUUCUGCUGGUAUAACCUCAGAAACCUCAUGAGCCUCCCAUGUAAGUCAUGUUGAUUUCACACAGUUAGAAACAAAGAUCCUUACACAUCUGUCCAGGAUAAGCUCACCUCUGUCCGUGGUUUCUGCUGAGAUGGUUAAGUGAAUCCAUGAGUCAUUGCCUAAUCUCUUUAGCACUAGCCAAACAUUACCCAGCCACGGGGUAGGCCUUAUCUCCAGAGCAAUUUCCUAACAGUGAACAUCCUUAUCUUACUGUCUAUUACACUCUGGAUAGACUCAGAUUUUCCCAAAUCAUCAAGUAUUCAUUCUUUUUUUACUUAAUAAUUCAUUCUUCAGUUUAUCUCUCUCCUCUCUAUUUUACAAUAGCAAGAAGUAACCAGACAAUUCCUCCAACACUUUGCUUGCAAAUCUCCUUAAUUAAGUAUUCAAGUUCCUCGUUUAUAAGCUGUGUUUUUCACACAAAACUAUAGGGGUCAAUUCAGAUAAGCUUUUUGCCACUGUAUAACAAGGAUUGCCUUUUUGCAGUUUCCAAUAAAAUUUUCUGUAUUUCCUUCCAAGACCUCAUCAGAAAUGUCUUUACAUUCAUAUUUCUAUCAAAAGCCUUGUUGAAGACAUUCAUGAUUUUUUCUGUUGAGUGCAUCAAAAUUCUUCCAGCCUCCAUCCUUCAUCAAAUCCAUUGCCACAUUGUCAUUUUAGGGACUUAUUAUAGCAAUAUCCCACUUCCCAGUACCAAAAUCUGUAUCAGGUUCCUAUGGCUACUGUAACAAAUUAUCCCAGACGUAGUGGUUUAAAAUAAUAUAUUUAUAUCUCUAUAUCUACUCUUUAUUCUCUUACUGGUUUGGAUUCCAGAAAUCCAAAGUCAAGUUUGUGCCAUGGUUAUAUUUCUGGCUGCUCUAGGAGAAAAAUCCAUGCCUUCUAUCUCCUCUUGUUCGUGGCUGUCAUUGUUCCUUGGCUUCUGGCUGUAUCUCUGCAUGCUUCACUUCAUCUCUUCUGUGUAUCUAGCUUACCUCCACCUCUGUCUUAUAAGGACACUCAUGAUGGCAUUUAGGGCUCACAGACAUGGCCUGUCCAGACUCUGUGAAAAUCUCCUCACUUGGUGAUCCUUAGUUUAAUUACAUCUUCAAGGACCCCUUAAUCCAAAUAAGAUAAUUUCACAAGUUAGAAUAUGAGCAUAUCUUUUAUCGGUGGGUCACCAUCCAUCCACUACACUAGUUAUAUCACACAAAUGUACUUAACACUUUUUAAAAUGCAUCCUUGGUGCUCAAGCCAGAUUUAAGUUUGUCUCUAAGGCUGUUAUCUAUACAGGUUACUGCAUGCUUUGUUUUAAAUGGAUGAAAAAACUCUUCUAAAUUUUGAUCGAUACUUUUGCCACUACGGUGAGUUAGCCUGAAAAAAUCAGUGAUAUCAACUCUGUGCUGUAGUGUAUCUUUUCUGCCCUUUCUAUGGUUUAUCUGACCAAAUGUCUUCUGUGAUUUACAAUGUAGGCGCAAAACUACCUCUGAUACAGAAAAGUUCUUACAAGCUUAUUUAGAUAUUGUGAAUCCCUCAGCUGAAGGGAGAAGUGCAAGCAAAGACUUCAUUGAAUGGGUAUUGAGGGAGAUUGUGUCCAUACCAAGCCACUUUGCAGAAGUAUUUCAGAAGCAGUAAACAUUUAAAUUUACGUUCUCGUUUUGCCUGGGAAAAAACACUUGUCUCUAAGCAGGACCAAGAAUGACUUGCAACCUAUAUGUAAUGCCUAUUUACUUAUUCAAUAAA